Marasmius oreades (fairy-ring Marasmius) is the source of this 2058-nucleotide messenger RNA. RefSeq lists its product as uncharacterized. Gene Ontology annotation, biological process: regulation of DNA-templated transcription. Bases 799 to 1767 code for a protein of 322 amino acids. Gene Ontology annotation, molecular function: DNA-binding transcription factor activity. Lineage: Eukaryota; Fungi; Basidiomycota; Agaricomycetes; Agaricales; Marasmiaceae. The record is from RefSeq and is a predicted model, not a curated record. The transcript has 4 exons.
CGGGCCGACCACUCUCGUAACGAGCGAGGACGCGCAAUCCUUUCAUGUUGUGCGAGAAAGGGGCUGGUUCGUUAAGCUCGUAGCGAGCUGGCCAACAUUGGCCGCCCGAUGCAUACUCUGCCCCUGUUCCAGGUCCUCUUCAAUGGCGUAAAUCUCGUCUACGUACCUUCGUUUCCAAGGAAAUGGAUUUGUCUUCCCUAAAUUCCCUCCUACUGUACUUGCAUCAGUCUGGAUGCUAAACUGGUUCAAUUCCCGGAAGGCUAGCGGGCGCCGUAUUCUGAAACGAAGCUUCCCAACUCUAUCUAAGCUGUAGCAGGACAUUCUCAGUGAUUCCAGAUUGCGAGUAGGGGUUUCUGAAGAUCUUCUUCCGACAUUCUCGACGGACUGCAGUAGUGCACGGCUCAGCUGAACCCGAAACACCAACCUUAUUGGCAACCGGACAUGUCGCAUCAGAGGAGUUGUCGGUCAGAAAAGACACGGAUCGUUGUUGUUAUGCGUUGGAACGUCGACUCGUACGGAAUGGAAUCUUCCAAGAUGGCUAUGGUUACACUUUUUCAGGUCCCCAGUUCCAGGAGGCGAAGCAGCUGUCAUCGUCGCUGGGGGGUCGGGUAAUCCCAUUAUUACUGGGGCCUGGGCGGUUGGGCCGUGGGCGUGGGAAACGGGUCGAUCAUAUUACCUAAAAUAGAGCUGUUUGACCGGAUUCGGUUGUCCGAUCAUCGAGUUGCUCCAUUUAUUUAUAUGUUCCUCCCCAAAUAAUCAUAGCCUCUCCGCCUGCCGGUAUCCUCCCCUAACCUCCCAAUGUCCUCGAAGCGCGGUCGCAAGCGAAAUGAUAAUCUUCCCCCAAACCGUGCCAGGGAUGUCCAACGUGCUUUUCGCGCAAGGCGCGCUGCUCAUCUACAGGCCCUAGAACAGAGAGUCUCCGAGCUGGAAGAAGAGAACGACUGUCUGCGACAGGCUUUAAACCUUCCUGUUGCCAACCGACCGCCACUGGGCAAAGGUCCAACUGGAAAGGACAAGCCAAAACAUACAGAGCCGUCGGCAAUGACCCACCAUGUUCUUCCUCUAUCUCUUCAUUCCCGCGACUCCUCAGCCUCCCCUCCGUCGACCCGUAUAAGUUCUCACUCGCCUCCCAAUAGCUUGAAUCGAGCAGUCGGAUCUGUCGAGGCCUCACAAGUUGAUGAUAGCGUCUGGGAUCAAACUAUCACCAUGAGUGAUUCCGAACUUCCCAGCUCGUCUGCUUCGUCAUCGUACCCGCUUCCUCCACCUCCCCCUGGCAUGUCCUCGAAAUCUCAUCCGUUCCAUCCAUUUUCAAACGGCUUAGCACCGUCACCCUUACAAUCCACAUCUCGGGCAAGCCCCGUGUAUAUCAAUUCGAACCCAAACUACUCUCCUCCAACUGAAAGGUCUCUUGCGAGCAGCUACAACACUCCCAAUUACAGCAUCAGGGGCGACGUUUCUUCACGAACUCACUUUUCAUACACCGCACCCUAUCAUCCACAAGAACACCACACCUCUUUUGCGAUCGGCUCUGGCGUCCAUUCCCCGACACUACCAUCCACACCAGACCCAAAUCGACGGUCCGUGACGGAGGCCCAGCAACCCUAUACCAUUAACCAGGUCUUCCCCCACCUAUCCACUCCAACUAUGCCUCAUCAAGCCCAUCAAGGCAUUCGGCUUCCCUCCCCCCCUCGCCUGCAAGAGAGCCAUGGUGCUCAUUCGUCUGCCCAGGAUCUUGAUACCGAUGGGAGAGGCAAUUCCAUGACAUGAAAGUCCUGUACGACUCCGUACUGACUUUUACGCCAUCCUUUAAAUUAUUGUACACUUGUUUCGUUUCUUCCUUGGACUGCUGUUGAUGAACUUCCGAUAUCCUAGUCUUACAACUUCAUGGCCGACACUUCUCAAAUACCCAAUCAAUUGUCUUCACGCGAUUUACAUGGUAUGACCUCCUCCGACGUCGUCUGAGAUGUACAACACCUCUAUACAACCAUUAUACGAGAUAAUAUACCUUACGUAGUACAUCACCUAUUCUCCAGCGUAUCCAAACCUUUUUGCUUGCUC